Messenger RNA from Hipposideros armiger (great roundleaf bat), 1601 nucleotides. RefSeq names its product chromosome unknown C9orf152 homolog (gene CUNH9orf152). Bases 24 to 743 code for a protein of 239 amino acids. NCBI's taxonomy places the organism in Eukaryota, Metazoa, Chordata, Mammalia, Chiroptera, Hipposideridae. The record is from RefSeq and is a predicted model, not a curated record. The transcript is spliced from 2 exons.
GUUUGCUUUUCUCCCGGAUCCGGAUGAAGGGGUUGCCCUGCCAAUGCUUCUGCCCUGCCCACUUCUGGCAGGUGGGGUCUCGCUUCAUGGCUGACAGCUCCAGGACUCAGGCCCCGGGGAAAGGGCCCCCACUCAGCAUCCAACUCCUGCGAGCCCAGUACGAAGGCUUGAGGCAGCAGCAGAGGGCCCAGGCUCACCUGGUGGUACUGCCGAAAGGAGGGAACGCGCCUGCUCCUGCUGAAUCCAUGGUCAGCGCUGUCUGGAUUAACAAGGAAAGAAGGCACUCGCUGUCCUUGGACAAAGUGGACCCUAAGGCCACGGGGAUCCCCGAGGAGGCCGACAGAAGCUGUCUUCAGGCCCCUGAGUCUCCAUGGCACACACACCUACAGAUGCACUGCUUGAUCCAAACCUUCCACCAGGAAGCCGGUCGUCAAGUAAAACACAAGGGCAAGCUCAUGGGGCCUGAGCAAAGGCUCCUUCAGAAAGGAGACCCAGGCUUGUUUGAAAACAAGCAGAUGACUCAGCAAGAGACUAGGAUCCCAGAGGCAGCCCAGCAUGGGUGUCAGGUGACCAAUACCCAAACAAAGGCAGUGGGAUCCGGCUUAAACAUUGGCAUUCAGUGCCCUUCCUCUACAAAGAACCCACACAGGUCUGGAAAACCAGCUCAUUAUCCAUUUCCCCAGAGGAAAACUCCCAGGAUCUCCCAAGCUGCCCGGAACCUGGGCUUAUAUGGCCCAUCCUGAAGCUUUCUACUCAGCCAAAUGUACCAACCUUGAGACCAUCUCUGGUCUCAUCCAAGAACCCCGGAGGCUGAGCCACACCUAGGGCCUCUAGCUUUGAGCAGAACUGCACUAACUCAAUGAUAGGGAUUGUGGGAAAUGCACUUCACAGUGGACACAAGGUCUUGUCCUUCAAAAAAGAAGAGAUCGCUCAGGCCAGGCUGCUCAUGGUUCAGAAUGAGAGUGCUGUCUGAUCAAUGCCACCCCGUUCUGCUUAUAAGAAGACAUUGGUACGGAGCCCUGGAAGCCCAUUCCUUGGAGAGGUCCAGCAGGACAUCUGCUCAGUCCCUAGAACCGGGGGAGUCUGAGACAUAAAACAGGGACCCUCGCCGAUGGAAUGCCUUAGCAGUGCCCUAGAGCCAACGGACAUGGAGUCAUUGUGAUUCUUUUUGUGAACAAUGAAUAAGAGCCAGUUGUUAACCUUUUUAUAGUCUAAUGAAAAACAAGGAUUUAAAAAAAAAAAGUUUGAUUUCAGUAUCUUCUGGUGAUUUCUCGCAUGUUCUGGAGAAGAUGACCUCUGCGAGUUGCCCUUUUCUGGUUGCUCUGCCUGGGGGCUAGCUCAUUCAGAGGUCACUGCAUUCACUGGUAGUGACCACACCAUUUCAGCUUGAGUCUCCCAAAGUAGGGGCACUCUGGAUACAAAGGGUCAGAACAAUGCCACCUCCUCUUUUGUGUGUUUAAGGGGUCUUUAGGAAGGGUUGGUCGUCCUUUUCCUCUCCCUGAGACUGCACGUACCAGCUUCAUCACAGAUUUAUUUCCUUCUGUCCUUCCCUCUGUCUUUCUUUCCCUCCCUCCCUCCCUCCCUUCCUUUCCCACUAUCAG